Messenger RNA from Cannabis sativa, 2992 nucleotides. RefSeq lists its product as uncharacterized. Lineage: Eukaryota; Viridiplantae; Streptophyta; Magnoliopsida; Rosales; Cannabaceae. The record is from RefSeq and is a predicted model, not a curated record. The transcript has 6 exons. Bases 339 to 2498 code for a protein of 719 amino acids. Gene Ontology annotation, molecular function: zinc ion binding.
UUUAAUGUUUUUUUUCUUUCUAAAAUAUGUACUAUCAAGACGAUGUAUUCUAUGCUGGCCGUCCCUCCCUCCCUCAAAACAAAAACUUAAAAGUCUCCUGUUUAUUGUUUUCCCUUUCUUUCAACAAUCGCGCUCGGUCUCGGUGAGGCCAAAGCCACUGCUUCCUCUUCCUAUUCUCUACUCAUUCUUUCUUUCUCUUUAACAACCCUAAACUCUUUCCUCUCUCACUCUACUCUCCCGCCGCUCCGGUUGGGUCUUCUUGCCAUUUCACUUUUUCUCAUACAUCCACCCUUCAUCGCUAUCAGUUCAGAUAAACCUUCAAUUGUGUCAAAGUUCCAAUGGAUUUUGUUGAAUCCAUACUUGACAUUCAAAUUCAAGACCCCCCAGAGGAGGAUUUCUCUUCUGCUGACCUGACUUGGACCAAAUUAGGAACUUCUGAGCACCAUGAUGUCGUGGCCCUUAUUCCUUAUGAACGUGUUGAUGACUUCAUUAUUGGUGAAUGCUCUAAUAUAGAAUGCCCUACUCGAUUUCAUAUUGAAAGGGGCAGAAAACGCUCCAUGGGCAGCUUGAAGGAAUACAAAGAAGACGAGUAUUUGGAAUACAGAUUGUAUUGGUGUUCCUUUGGUCCUGAGAAUUAUGGUGAAGGUGGCAGUAUAUUGCCUAGCAGAAGAUAUCGUCUUAAUACCAGAAAUCGUGCUGCUAGACCUCAGUCAAUGCGAGGCUGUACGUGCAAUUUUGUAGUGAAGAGGCUAUAUGCUCGUCCUUCGCUUGCACUUAUAAUAUAUCAUGAGAGGCGUCAUGUAAAUAAAUCUGGUUUUGUUUGCCAUGGACCACUUGACAGAGAUGCCAUUGGACCUGGAGCCAAGAAAGUUCCAUAUAUUUGUAAUGAGAUUCAGCAGCAAACUAUGUCAAUGAUCUACCUUGGAAUUCCUGAAGAGAAUGUUUUAGAGAAGCACAUUGAGGGUAUUCAACGAUAUUGUGGUUCAAAUGCAAGAGUCAAUAGUCUUGCUUCCCAGUAUGUCCACAAAAUGGGGAUGAUAAUAAAAAGAUCAACCCAUGAAUUGGAUCUGGAUGAUCAAGCAAGUAUUCGCAUGUGGGUUCAACGAAAUAACAAGAAAUCCAUAUUCUUUUAUCAGGAUUCUUCCGAAACAGAUUCUUUUAUUCUGGGUAUUCAAACUGAAUGGCAGUUACAACAGAUGAUUCGUUUUGGUCAUCACAGUCUCAUUGCAGCUGAUUCAACAUUUGGCAUAAAGAGUCUUAAGUAUCCUUUGUGCACACUUCUUGUGUUUGAUUCGAGACAACAUGCACUACCUGUUGCGUGGGUCAUCACACCUAGCUCUGCAAAGCCAGAUGUAACCAAAUGGAUGAAAGCCCUGCUUGAUCGAGCUCGUAGUGUUGAGCCUGGAUGGAAGAUCAGUGGUUUCUUAAUUGACGAUGCUGCUACAGAGAUUGAUCCUAUCAGGGAUAUAUUUUGCUGUCCUGUCCUAUUCUCUCUCUGGAGAAUUCGUAGAUCAUGGCUGAGGAAUGUUGUAAAGAAAUGUAGUAACAUUGAAGUUCAGAGGGAAAUUUUUAAACGUUUGGGUAAAAUAGUUUACAGCAUUUGGGGAGGAGUUGAUACCUCCCGCGCCUUGGAAGAACUAACGGAGGAUUUUGUUGAUCAAACUGCUUUCAUGGAAUAUUUUAGAGGAUCAUGGGUUCCUAAAAUUGAAAUGUGGCUUUCAACUAUGAAAAGUCUUCCACUUGCGAGCCAAGAAGCAUCUGGUGCCAUUGAAGCCUACCAUGUGAAACUUAAGAUGAAACUGUUUGAUGAUUCGCAUCUUGGAGCACUACGGAGGGUUGAUUGGUUAGUACACAAGUUGACAACUGAGUUGCAUUCGAGCUACUGGCUUGACCGCUAUGCAGAUGAGUCUGAUUCUUUUCAAAAUGUUAAGGAGGAAUAUGUUGCGUCAACAUCUUGGCACAGGGCAUUGCAAAUUCCCGAUUCUGCUGUCACUAUGGAUGACAAGGACAAUCUCUUUGCCAAGGUUCUGAGCCAAAAGGAUGGUAAUAUUACACGUCUUGUAUGGAAUCCUGGAUCUGAAUUCGCCUUUUGUGAUUGUGCAUGGUCAAUCCGAGGAAACCUUUGCAAACAUGUCAUUAAGGUUAAUAUGAUAUGUGAAAGCAAACAAGAUUCUCAACCUUCCAUGUCGUUUCAGUCAUUCAAAGAAAUACUACUCAAUCUGUGGAGGAAACCAAUCGAUGAUUCUGUUGGACUGGACCAGUCCAUGGCCUGGAGUUGUCAGAUGCUUGAUCAAAUUCAAAAGCUUGUUGAAUUGAACGGUUCUAAAGAUAUUGCCACCAUAGUAAAUGAUCUGCCAUUGAGAUGGAUUUCUAAGCAAAGUAGAACACAUGUUGGUAAGCCAUCGCCUGUGCCAGCCCAUCCAUCUUGUUCUGAUAGUCCAAAGAAUGUUCCAGCAAGGAAGAACAAGAAGCGAAGAAGAUUGUCCAGUUUAAGAUAAUAAAUCAUCCUGCACAUGCAAAGUGUGUUCGCACUUUUCUUUUUGAAAUUGUUCACUAAUAGACCACACAUCUAAUUUGAUCGGUACAGAUUUCCCCGUUCCUUGAGCCUGAACUAACUGUGACUAACAAGGAUUAGGACCUGCCAUUGAACUUCUGUGUUGUUGAAUGAAGAUUCUGGGAGCUACAGAGUUUUAUCAGAUGCUAGUUAAUUUGUGCAACCUUGCUUGGGAACAGUUUGAGGCUUACUGUGCAAGAGAAGGUACUUACAUGAAAUGCUUCUGAUAUAUGAAGGCAUUCCAAGACUUUUGUCUAUUAUGAUAUUUUCACAUUUUGUAUUCAUCUUUACAUGUGUUCGUUUAGAGAGAAAUUUAGUAGGAAAUUAUAUUAACAAUGAUAGUUGGUGAUAUUUAUUCACCUGAGAAAAUGUAAAUAAACUUUUGAAGUUUAUAUAAUAACUAAUAAUGUCAAAACUAGACAUGAUUUUGCACUGCAA